AUAACCCAUAGAGGAUUAGAGGUAGUAGAGCACAAUGAGCACCACGCCCAGCUCGCAGUUGCGUUUGCAGCUGCUGCAACUGCUGCUUUUGCCAGUAAUAAUCCUACUAGUCAUCCUUGCCGCCGCCGCUGAAGAGCGGCUGCCAAUGGGACUUCCGGACUGCCCCGACAUGUGCGGCAACAUCAGCAUCCCCUUCCCAUUCGGCAUCGGGUACGGCUGCUUCCGUGAUGGCUUCGAGGUCCUGUGCAACCACACCCCCGAAGGCCAUCGCGCCUUCCUUGCUGACAAGAGAAUAGUCAAGCGCACGGGCGAGGGCUAUGAGUCGGAGUCGGCUAAUCCUUCGGCUCCGCCUUCAAAGGACCUACAGUGGUCGCAGUCGCCGCUAGAGCUGGUGAGCAUAUCACUCGCCACCGGUGAGGUGCGAGCGUACGCAGCGAUCGCUUACCGCUGCAGGAGAGAUGACAACCGGACCUUCUGCGUGGAACAAGAUUUGAUGUUCGCCCGUACGCUUUUCGACUUGUCGAUUAAAGGUGUUGGCUGGAGUGUCGAGCCUUUGCUGGACAGUAAUACUGGUUCGGCGGACCACUUAUCUUGCAAGGCACAAGAUAUGUUUCCACCUGCGGUUAAUGGGUCCUGCGAGGGGUAUGGCUGCUGCGACAUGCCCUUCCCGCCGGGCGAGUAUCGCCCCGGCAAGGCUUUCGGAUGGCUUGUCGCGCGAGAAAACCUCAUGCCGCACAGCUACGACUUGGAAACCAAGCCGUGCUCCUACGCCAUGCUGGUGGAGAAGUCAUGGUACAACUUCUCCACGCCCGACUUGUACGGCAACAUGACGCUACUCAAAAAGAACCCCCGGGGCGUUACCCUCGUGCUUGAUUUUGCCGCCGGGAACACUUCUUGUCCGGCGGAAGGUCAACCGCGGCCUCCCGGCUACGCUUGCGUCAGCGGCAACAGCUCUUGUGUCAACGCAACAGUUGCUCCUGGCUAUAUCUGCAGGUGUUGGGACCAUUACGCUGGCAACUCUUACAUCACUCACGGAUGCCAAGACAUUGAUGAGUGCAAGCUCCCCGAUAUCUGUGCAAAUGGCGGGGUCUGCAAAAACAAGCCAGGAGGCUAUGACUGCCCAUGCAGGAUGGGAAUGAAAAACGGUGGCGAACGGGGAAACUGUUUUCCGGUACAUCAAUUCACUACAGCAGCAAAGGCGACUGUGGGUGCAAUAGGUGGUAUUCUUCUAAUGGCGAUUAUAUCAUUUCUUAUUAUUCUUCACAAAGAGAAAAAGAAGACGAAGGAAUUCUACAAAAAGAAUGGUGGCCCUAUAUUAGAGAUGGCAGAUGUUAUUAAACUUUUCAAAAAGGGGGAGCUCAAGCCAAUUUUAAAGAGUAGCAACUUGAUUGGAAAAGGUUGCUUUGGUGAAGUUUACAAGGGUCUUCUUGACAAUAAAUUAGUUGCAAUAAAGAAGCCGAUUAAUGGUAGUGUGCUAGAGAGUGAACAAUUUGCAAAUGAAGUCAUCAUCCAAUCUCGAGUCAUUCACAAGAAAAAUGUUAGGCUCAUUGGUUGUUGCCUUGAAGUUGAUGCCCCCAUGCUAGUCUACGAGUUCAUCUCCCAAGGUAGCCUCCAUGACAUCCUUCACAACAACAAUAACAAGGUAGCUCUCAACUUGAAUACAUGUUUAAGUAUUGCUGCGCAAUCUGCGGAUGGUCUAGCUUAUAUGCAUUCAAAAGCCAAUAUUACAAUUCUACAUGGUGAUGUGAAACCAGCAAAUAUACUAUUGGAUGAUAACUUUGUACCCAAGGUUUCGGACUUUGGUAUAUCUAGGUUGAUUCAGAAAGACAAAGAACACACUGGAUCAGUCAUCGGUGACAUGAAUUAUAUGGAUCCAGUAUAUCUACAAGAAGGCCUACUCACUGAAAAAAGUGAUGUCUAUAGUUUCGGGAUUGUGAUCCUGGAGCUUAUUAGUAGCAGGAGGGCCAUACAUUCUGAGAAUAAUAGCUUGGUAAAGAGCUUUCUUGAAGCUCACAAAAAACAUAAGAAAGUGACUGAGUUUUUUGACAAGGACAUUAGAAUAACAAAAGAUUUGGAGCUUCUUGAUAGUCUAGCAGGUAUGGUCGUGGAAUGCCUUAGCCUUGAUGUAGACCAAAGGCCAACGAUGAUGGAGGUAGCUGAGUGGCUCCUCAUACUGGGCCGAUCUCGUAAUGUGUAGGAUGUUUGCCUCUAAGUUAUUUUUUAGAAAAUCCUUAAGACAAGGGCAGCU
Molecule: messenger RNA, 2248 nt
Organism: Triticum dicoccoides
Lineage: Eukaryota; Viridiplantae; Streptophyta; Magnoliopsida; Poales; Poaceae
Product: wall-associated receptor kinase 1-like
Exons: 5
Coding region: 35-2197 (720 amino acids)
Biological process (GO): protein phosphorylation; cell surface receptor signaling pathway
Cellular component (GO): plasma membrane
Molecular function (GO): polysaccharide binding; calcium ion binding; ATP binding
Source: RefSeq, a predicted model, not a curated record